Molecule: messenger RNA, 1734 nt
Organism: Penicillium odoratum
Lineage: Eukaryota; Fungi; Ascomycota; Eurotiomycetes; Eurotiales; Aspergillaceae
Product: Succinate--hydroxymethylglutarate CoA-transferase
Exons: 2
Coding region: 1-1734 (577 amino acids)
Molecular function (GO): catalytic activity
Source: RefSeq, a predicted model, not a curated record
AUGGCUCAUAUCAUUCCAAGCCCCGAAAUCUAUGGUUCCGGUUCUUUCAUCGACACAAAUCCCCUCCCAGUACCCGAUGAUGCCAGUCGCAUCUUCAAGUUGUUGGCCAAAGCCACCCCAGGCUUUACUCAGGAUUUUGCAAAGUGGGAAACUGUGAGCUUUGAAGGGAGUGCAGAGCCAAUAAUUCCUGGGCCCAUAAAAGCUCCCCAGAUUGCAGCUGCACUGCACGCCAUGUGUGGAAUCGUUGCAAACGAAAUAAUCAACGACCGGGAGGCUGAGAAGGAAAGUUCUCACCAACGCAUGGUAAUCAACACAGACCAUGCUGCACUUUGGCUUGGAACUGUUGGUUUCGUCAAGUUGAAUGGAAUGGAUAUACCCGAGAUGACGAAAGCCGGUAAACUCAGCGCUGUCUACAAGACUGACUUUGAGAAAGGAGCAUUUGCAGCUCCUCUUCGAGUUCGUACUACUGCGAACUACCCUACUAAAACACCUGGAGUCUGGUACCAGCUUCAUGGAUCUCUGAAUGCUAUCCCGGUUCUCAAGGCAAUCGGAUUGGAUCCUGAAAUGCCCUGCAGCACACCCCAAGAGGCUUAUGAUAUCAUCAGCAAGUGUGUGCAGCAAUUCGGCGCUGAUGAAUUGGAAAUGAAAAUGGUCAAGCUGGGCCUUUGUGGGAAUAUCGUCUACACUCCACAGGGAUGGCGGGAGACCGAGAUGAGCAAGCAGCUAUCUCGGCAUCCGCUGGUCAACUACAAGCUCCAGUCACACGCUAUAUCAACUCCUCCUGUACCCAUGCCGCAUCUAGCCUCUGACAAGCGUCCAUUGGCGGGGAUCAAAGUUGUUGAAUUAGUGCGGAUCAUCGCCGGACCCGUCAUUGGGACUACCCUCGCAGCACUUGGAGCGGAUGUCAUCCGUGUCAACUGCAGCAGGCUUCCUGACAUCAAUUCACUUCAACUAACCCUCAACGCGGGAGUUCGAACAAUCGACAUCGACCUGAAAAAAGAUCAAGACGUCGAAAGAUUAAUGAGCCUCGUUCAAAAAGCCGAUAUUUUCAUCCAGGGUUACCGUCCCGGGGUCAUCGCCAAGAAUGGACUCAGUCUUCCAGACCUCCUCGAAAUGGCAGGAAAGAGAGGAAAGGGAAUCGUCUAUGUCGAAGAGAACUGCUACGGACCAGAUGGCUCCUUCAGCGCUCGACCAGGGUGGCAGCAAGUGGGAGAUGCAGCCUCAGGUGCAUCAUACGUGACAGCACGAGCAAUAGGCCAUACAGAUGGAAGAGGAAUUCUCCCUUCAUUGCCCAUUCCAGAUAUGAUGACGGGACUUAUAGGAGCGCUGGGUGCGUUGAUGUCUAUUCGAGACCGUGCGCGGAACGGGGGCUCAUAUCAUGUCUUUGCUUCUCUUCUUGCAGCAGCGGCAUACCCUUUGAAUCCUGAGAUUGGUCUGUAUAGCCCUGACGUGGUGAAGAGAGUUGAUGAAAAGUUUAAAUGGGAGUCGAUGGAUGCAUCGUUGUUUGUGUUUGAGCUUCUAGAUGUGGCGAUGAGGGGUUGGAAGAGGGUAUUCCCGGAUAUUUACUCCCGUGAUUCCCCCUUCACUGUAACGCUUGAGGGAGAGUGGGGUACGUUUGAUUUACUUAAGCCUGUGGUCAAUUUGGUGGACGAGGAGGUGACGCCACGGUGGCUGACGGCUCCGGUGCCGCAUUGUUGGCAUGAUUCGGCCACCAUCUCGUGGCACUCGUCUUAG